Molecule: messenger RNA, 870 nt
Organism: Geodia barretti
Lineage: Eukaryota; Metazoa; Porifera; Demospongiae; Tetractinellida; Geodiidae
Source: the annotation of a GenBank genome assembly
GACGACAGAGCUGCUAAAUUCGCAGAAUGUCUACUGCAGUUACAGUUUGACAACAGAGAAGAGAGAUCGAGAGUAGCGGUUGCUGAAAUACUCUAGAGAAUGAUGUUCAUUAUUGUACUGUCGCUUAUGGUUGGAUCUCGUGGAGCCUACGCAGGAGAUGGUCACUGUCGGCAUACCCAGACCUUCCCACUGGUGCCAGAUGGUCAUGUGGUGCGAUUCAACAGCCGGGAGUGUGAUACCGACUUUGACCACCUCCAGAGUCACGUUUUCUGUGAAGACAGCGGGUGGGGAGACGAGGAGGCAACAGUUGUUUGUAGAGACCAGUUGCAUUCACACUACGGCAUUGGAGGCUAUGUACACAUUGACCCAAUGGAGGUUGGCCUCCAGUACGUGAAUUGCUCAGGGAGUGAGGGGGCACUGGAGGAGUGUGCAGUAGCAGCAACCACAACAAAGACUCAGUGCUCUCAAGCUGGCAUCAUCAGGCAGUGCCUCAAUGUUUCACAGAUAUAUGUGUCGCAAACAGAGGACUAUGAACCGUUUGAUUAUGUGGAGGUAUCAGAGGGAGAAACUGUUCAGUUUUGUUUGAUUGUGUGGGGACCCAUCUCAGAGAUGUUACGUGUACUGGUUGAGACUACUAACCAUGGGUAUGCAGUAGCUAACUUUGACUAUCGUCCGCUGCGACAAACCGUUACAUUUGAGCCGACUGAGUCCUUGAGAUCACAGCAGUGUCUGAAGAUAGAGCUUAUUGAUGACUCUCUGGCUGAGUUCUGGGAGAUUUUCUCUGUUACAAUCUCCACUAACAGCUCUACUGUUAACCUCACUCGACGAGAAUUCAACGUCUAUGUUCGCCCAGAUGAUGGUCAGUGUUGA